Messenger RNA from Astyanax mexicanus (Mexican tetra), 2613 nucleotides. It is a transcript of the gene mdm2, whose product is annotated as MDM2 proto-oncogene. Gene Ontology annotation, molecular function: identical protein binding; ubiquitin protein ligase activity. The record is from RefSeq and is a predicted model, not a curated record. The transcript has 11 exons. Gene Ontology annotation, cellular component: nucleus. Lineage: Eukaryota; Metazoa; Chordata; Actinopteri; Characiformes; Acestrorhamphidae. Bases 147 to 1622 code for a protein of 491 amino acids. Gene Ontology annotation, biological process: regulation of cell cycle; negative regulation of apoptotic process.
UAAAUUAUUAUUUGGGGGCGCGUGUGCCGCACGUGAGUCUGCGAUUCGUUAGUUUUCAAAUCUUCAAAUUUCCAACGGUCCAGCAGGAGGCGCUGAAACAGCCGCGCGCUGCAGGUCCGCUACAGAAGCUGCUGCAGAUUAUAGAUAUGGCUACAGAGAGCUGUCUGAGUAGCUCCCAGAUCAACAAGAUCGACAAUGAAAAACUAGUAAGACCAAAAGUGCAAUUGCAAACCCUGUUAAAAGAUGUAGGUGCAGACAAGGACGUCUUUACCAUGAAGGAGGUGAUGUUUUACCUGGGUAAGUACAUCAUGAGCAAGGAGCUUUACGACAAGCAGCAGCAGCACAUCGUCCACUGCGGGAACGACGCACUCGGUGAAGUGCUGGGUGUGACCAGCUUUUCUGUCAAAGAACCACGUGCUUUAUUUGCAAUGAUUUCGAAAAACCUCAUAGCAGUGAAAAACCCAGAGUCCCAGUCAUCCUUAACAGAGCCCAGGAGUCGAACUGAACCAGACAGGGGGCAAGAGGAGACAAACUCUGAUUCAUCUACCUCAGUGCAGCAGCAGCAGCAGCGCAGGAGACGGAGAAGCAGUGAUACUGCGAGUUUCUCAGUGGAGGAGGAAAGCAGCGAGCCCAGGAAGAGGCACAAGUCAGACAGCUUCUCCCUGACAUUUGACGACAGCCUGUCGUGGUGCGUGAUCGGAGGACUGCGCAGAGAGAGCGGGAGCAGCGAGUCUUCAGACUCACGCAGCAUAUCGGAUGUAGGUAUAGCUCGAAGUGAGGACAGUGAAGAAAGUGAGGAUUCAGACUCUGAUAACUUCAGUGUGGAGUUUGAGGUGGAGUCCAUCGAUUCGGAUGCGUACAGCGAGAAUGAUGACGACUCUGUACCAGGGGAAGACGAGGUGUACGAGGUUACUAUUUUUGCAGAAGAUGAAGAUUCCUUUGAUGAAGAUUUGGAGAUCAGUGAGGCCGACUACUGGAAGUGCUCAGAGUGUGAAGAGCUGAACCCCCCGCUACCUCGACACUGCAAGAGCUGCUGGAAGGUACGGCCAGAUUGGCUGCCAGAAAACGAUUCAUGUCUGGAGAACCCCAGCGAUGAAACCCAAGCCAGUGCUGCAGCCGCUGACAGCACCUGCCUUGGUUUGACAGUCGGCUCCGCCUUAGAGUCCAAACCUCUGCCCUCAAAUCCUCCCAGCCCCACCCCCGAUUCUGAUGAAGGAAUGGACGUACCGGAUGGCAAGGUUUCCCGGUCACUGAAUGCCAGCAGAGACGAAUCUAAGGCUGCCACAGCUGCUGCCACCGCCGCCGUCGCUUCUGGCCCAGACUCUCAGGGCCUGAGCCUGUCCUCCUCUCAGCCCUCCACUUCCUCCUCACAGGGUAACAACAGCCAGGAAGACACUCCCGAGCUGGAGCGCUUCAACAGCAUGGAGGCCUGCCUCCCUGCCACCUGCCUGGAGCCCUGUGUCAUCUGCCAGAGCCGGCCCAAGAACGGCUGCAUCGUCCACGGCCGCACCGGACAUCUUAUGGCCUGCUACACCUGCGCCAAGAAGCUGAAGAACCGCAACAAGCUGUGUCCUGUUUGCCGGGAGCCCAUUCAGUCUGUCGUGCUGACCUAUGUGAGCUGAUGGAGGACAAAAACAAAUAAUAAAAUUACCUCAAUUUUUCUCACCCGCCUUAUUCUAAAAUACCCUUAAAGCAAAUACAAUUAAAACAUGAAUGUUGUGUUAAAUUAUACAGUUUUCGUUGGAUUUAAAAUAUUUUUGUGGUAACAAUUAAUGCCAUAAGAAUUGUGUAUAAAUAUUCAUAUAUUUCUGUGUAAAUAUAAAUACUUUCAGUAAAACAAUCUUUUGUAGGUAUAAUAAUUAUUAAUAUUAUUUUCCCGUGCAGUCCAGUUAAGAUUGUACAGAUAAUAAUUUAUAUUUAGUGAAUAUUUUUCAUGUUAAUCUAAUCUUUAUGUCCCGGCUUUAACGUUAAAACCACCUCUUUUGUUUUUUACGCACAUACACCAUUUGAUUGACUCCACUGAUCAUAUACGACACAUUGUAGUUCUAUAAUUUCAAACUGCCUUUCUGCAUAUUUUAUUAUUCUCCUUUUACUCUGGUGUUGUGCUUGUAAAACAGGCACAGUAGUGCUGCUGGAGUUUUUAAACAUCUUAGAGUCCUGGUGGACUGAAAAUAGGCCACCAACAGCGUUCAGUAACAGUAUUUUAAAAACUGUCUGUUCUGAUUAGUGUCACUUCAGUGCUCAGAAUAACCCGCCACCCAAAUUAUAGCUGCUGCUGUGUGCUUGUCUAUCCUGUGAGGUCCUGUGUAUUGAAGAACAGAGAAAAGGAGGAUGAUAGUAAAGUAUGCAGAAAAACAGAUACAGGACCUGUCUGUAAUUAUAGAACUACAAAACUGUAUGAUCAGUGGAGCUGAAAAAAAGGCAUGAUGAGGUGAGGAACAAGGAGGUGGUCAUAAUGUUAUGACAGAUUUUUGUGUUAUUUUUUGAUGCUCUGAAGUACUGAAGUUAUUAAAUGCCUCUGAUGUUCUCUUUUGCACUGUUGUGCUGCACAGACUGCUACUCACUCCUUAAUGUCUCUACGUUUGCUGGAAUAAAUGACUGAUUGCUUAUGUA